AUGAAGGGUCAUGUGGAAAAGGUCAUACUUCAAGGGCUUAGCAUGCCAAAGGAAAUGCUUCUGCACCUUCCUCACCGCGAGUUGCAUGUCAAGAUAUUCUCCUCUGGUAUUGAAAGGAGUAUGUCUUUCAACUUCGGGAUGUCUUUCUCUGCAAGAAUUACUGAAAAAGAACCCCAGUCCAAAACCUCGAAAAAAGGAGGCACGAAAUUAUCUGAUAUGAUCACCGGUAUGCAUUCGUAGAAAAUUGAUUCAACAACACGGGGGCUAUUAACUUCAUAACCCUUGGGACAGAUGCA
Messenger RNA from Rhododendron vialii, 296 nucleotides. RefSeq lists its product as uncharacterized. Lineage: Eukaryota; Viridiplantae; Streptophyta; Magnoliopsida; Ericales; Ericaceae. The record is from RefSeq and is a predicted model, not a curated record.